This is a messenger RNA of Exophiala oligosperma, 877 nucleotides long. RefSeq lists its product as uncharacterized. Lineage: Eukaryota; Fungi; Ascomycota; Eurotiomycetes; Chaetothyriales; Herpotrichiellaceae. Gene Ontology annotation, biological process: mitotic cell cycle; positive regulation of transcription by RNA polymerase II. Gene Ontology annotation, molecular function: RNA polymerase II cis-regulatory region sequence-specific DNA binding; DNA-binding transcription factor activity, RNA polymerase II-specific. The record is from RefSeq and is a predicted model, not a curated record. Bases 1 to 600 code for a protein of 199 amino acids. The transcript is spliced from 6 exons. Gene Ontology annotation, cellular component: nucleus.
AUGUCGAGUCCCCCACCACACAAGAAGCAGAAGCAGACACUAGCCACCACGUCGCCCAAUACGGCCAACAAGGACGUGCCGGCGCCUCAGACGCCACUGGCGCCCAAGCCCAAUUCUGAGCCUCUUUUGAUGCCCGCAACUGAUCCCAGCAAUCCUCGAAAGCGUGGUCGAGCUUCUCCGAGUCCCAAGCUGAACACCUUGCCCCCAGCGACAGGUUUUAUACCAGAAUCGCCAUCGACCACGCCCAGCGUGCCCGGUGUUUCCAUCAAUGCCUUACUCAGUGAUGAGUCGGGCAAAAAGCGCGGUCGCACCAACACUCCAUGGACACCGCAGGAAGAACAACGCCUCAAGCAAAUGCGAGAUGCAGGUCAUAGUUGGAGUGAGAUUGCCAAAGCCUUUCCUGCGCGGACGGAAGGAAGUGUGAAGAAACAUUGGUACAAGGACAUGCACUACGCAGAGUUUGCAGAAGAUGAGUCCGCUGCCCUCCGUGAAGCUAUCAAAGAAUACGAUGCGAAUAAGUGGAAAGCUAUUGGGCAGAAGCUCGGCAAGCCAGCAAAGGCGUGCGAGCAGUAUGCGCGAGAGCAUUUCAGGAACGGAUGAGACCACGGUGGAUUAUCUCACAUGUUCUGAAGCGAAGGCGUUGGGUCGGACACCAAAGUGUAUUGUGCUAUCUCAGAUUACAGAACUGAUGGUUUUUUCCCCCUCGCAUUGGAAGAUACUCUACUAUGUCUUGUGUGUCGGAUACCAGAAUGCAUGGGAGGAGCGCUGGAUAUGUUCACCACCUGGUCAGGGAUUGGGUUUGCUCGCAGUAAUUAACGCUUUUGGAUCUGGGACAUGGUGAGGCUGAAUAAUGUGGCCUUUUCCGAAUAACGAUUUC